GUUGUAGAGGUGGUAAGAGUGCGGGAGGUAAACAUUGAUGAUGGCGGCGGCGGCGACGGCGCGACCCGUCACUAAACUCCCAGAUGGGUUUGACAGAUGGAUCUGUUUAUAUCCUGCAUACAUUAACAAAGACAAGUCACGUGCUGAAGGCCGAAGAAUUCCUAAGGACAAGGCAGUGUCGGCACCAACUUGCAAGGAGAUGCUAGAUGUGCUGUCUUCUUCAGGCUUUCAGGUGAUAGGUGAACGCAAGAUUUACUGCCGUGAAAAGAGCAAGGAACCUCCAUAUUGGGGCCGAGUGCGUGUGCAACUUAAGAAUCAGGCUGGGGAACCUGUGAAUCCCAAGUUCAGCUCUCGCGAGGACGUUAUGAUCUUUACAGCAGAUAAGAUUCCACAAUUAAAAACCAGAACCAAUCCCAAGCACAGCCAGGAUGCACAACAGCAACAAGGAAAGCAAGGCAAGGGAAAGAAAAAAAAGUAAAUUACCAUUAUGUCUUGUGAAACUACAGUAUGUUAAUAAAGGAAAUGCAAAAUA
This is a messenger RNA of Procambarus clarkii (red swamp crayfish), 532 nucleotides long. It is a transcript of the gene Srp19, whose product is annotated as signal recognition particle 19. NCBI's taxonomy places the organism in Eukaryota, Metazoa, Arthropoda, Malacostraca, Decapoda, Cambaridae. The record is from RefSeq and is a predicted model, not a curated record. Gene Ontology annotation, biological process: SRP-dependent cotranslational protein targeting to membrane, signal sequence recognition; SRP-dependent cotranslational protein targeting to membrane. Gene Ontology annotation, cellular component: signal recognition particle, endoplasmic reticulum targeting. Gene Ontology annotation, molecular function: 7S RNA binding.